This is a messenger RNA of Acaulospora morrowiae, 298 nucleotides long. NCBI's taxonomy places the organism in Eukaryota, Fungi, Glomeromycota, Glomeromycetes, Diversisporales, Acaulosporaceae. The record is from the annotation of a GenBank genome assembly.
GAUACUCCUGAAAUAUCAAGAAAAAGAGUUGGAAGUGCCUAUUUCACAUAACGGCAUCGAAGGAUUAGCACGUCCAGAUAAGGUAGAGGCAAAUGAUUAUGAGAGCGGAGAUGUCUUCGACAAGUGGGAGUACGAGAGUGAAGAAGGGUUAGAGGAAGAAGGUAAUUAUACAGAGGAGCAAUCGGAGGGAGAAGAGGCAACCCUCGAAGAAAUUUUGAGUCCCGCUAUCUACCUGACUGCCUUGGAAGAAACGAACUAUUCACUAGAGAACUGGACGAACUUACUCAAACCAACGUGA